GGGGAGGAGCAGCGAGCUGCAGAACUAGCCCACUCCAAGUCGACGGACUUCCGCGAAGUCCUGCCUAUAGUGCCCGGAAGGAAGAAGCUUUUAAGCCUCUGCCAAUCCCGUGAUUUUUUGCAUUGCCAGUGGAAGCGGUUGAAGAGAGAAACCGGAGUAAUGGCUGCGGAAGAACCUGGCACCCGUCUGAUCCAGGUGGCAGAGCAUCCCAGAUUGCUAAAACUGAAGGAGAUGUUCAUUUCUAAGUUUGGAUCCAUUCCUGAGUUUUAUGUCCGGGCACCAGGACGAGUCAAUUUAAUAGGAGAGCACAUAGAUUAUUGUGGCUAUGCUGUCCUUCCUGUGGCUCUAGAACAGGAUAUUCUAAUAGCUGUUGAACCUGUGAAAAGUCAAACACUCCACUUGACCAAUACGAAUCCCAAGUACCUGGAUUUCAGUACCAGUGUUAAUGAUAUUCACAUUGAUAAGACCAACCCCCAGUGGCACAACUAUUUCCUUUGUGGAUUUAAAGGAAUCCAGGAACAUUUCAACCUCAAGAAUCCUAUUGGAAUGAAUUGCCUGUUGGAUGGAAUCAUCCCCCCAAGUUCUGGCCUUUCCAGUUCCAGUGCCCUGGUUUGUUGUGCUGGGCUUGUGACACUGAGAGCUAACAAACUGAGUCUCUCCAAGGUAGAACUGGCAGAAAUCUGUACCAAAAGCGAGCGUUAUAUUGGCACUGAAGGAGGAGGCAUGGAUCAGUCCAUAUCAUUUCUUGGAGAGGAAGGAAAGGCCAAGUUAAUAGAAUUUAAUCCUCUGAGAGCCACUGAUGUUCAACUUCCAAGUGAAGCAAGUUUUGUGAUUGCUAACAGUUGUGUUGAAAUGAACAAGGCAGCAACUUCUCAUUUCAAUACUCGGGUAAUGGAGUGUCGAUUGGCUGCGAAGUUCCUGUCUAAAUACAAAGGCCUGGAAUGGAACAAAGCCGUGUGCUUGGAGGAAGUACAGGUCACACUAGGAUUAAGUCUAGAGGAAAUGCUGUUGCUAGUGGAAGAAGUCUUCCAUUCAGAACCUUACAGCCCAGAAGAAGUCUGCAGUUACCUAGAAAUUAGCAUGGAGGAGCUCAAGACCACAAUCCUUUGCAAGAAAACUCAAGAUGUGCUUGUCUUCAAGUUGUACCAGCGUGCAAAGCAUGUGUUCAGUGAGGCAGCCAGAGUGCUGCAGUUUCAGAAGAUCUGCAAGGAAGCACCUGCCAAUGCCAUCCAGCUGCUGGGAGACCUGAUGAACCAGAGCCACGGGAGCUGCAGGAACCUGUAUGAGUGCAGCUGCCCCGAACUGGAUCGGCUGGUGGAUGUCUGUCGGCAGUUUGGGGCUCAAGGGUCACGACUGACUGGAGCAGGAUGGGGAGGCUGUGCUGUAUCAUUGGUACCUACUGACAAGCUGCCUGACCUUCUAGCAAAUGUGCAAGAAGCUUAUUACCAAAGCAACAAGGGCAUGUUAGCUGUGGAGAAGCAGUGUCUGUUUGCUACCAAACCUGGAAGUGGGGCUUUGGUUUUCCUUGAGGCCCAAACAAUGUAAGAAUUGCAAAGAAACUAUUUAGGGCAUUUAGGAACUGGCAGGACUUCCUAUGCCACGGUAAAUUAAUCCUCUUUCUGUUUUCUAUUAUGGUGAAUGUUUGCUAUUAUCAAGAUAUAUUUCCAAAGAAAUUGUUGAAAGCUCUCUGCAUUUUAUAAUGAACGCUUUUUUCCUUCUUAAAAAUGCUUGUUACAAUUAAUGUCCAAGAUAUUGCUGGGAUGGACCUUUUUAGUGACUGAUGAUUAAGUGAACCUUACCAAUAUGAAAAUAUCAGAGAUUAAAAGAUCAGUGAUGCAAAUAAA
Antechinus flavipes (yellow-footed antechinus) is the source of this 1844-nucleotide messenger RNA. RefSeq names its product galactokinase 2 (gene GALK2). The record is from RefSeq and is a predicted model, not a curated record. Gene Ontology annotation, biological process: galactose metabolic process; carbohydrate phosphorylation. Gene Ontology annotation, molecular function: galactokinase activity; ATP binding. Gene Ontology annotation, cellular component: cytoplasm; cytosol. The transcript is spliced from 10 exons. NCBI's taxonomy places the organism in Eukaryota, Metazoa, Chordata, Mammalia, Dasyuromorphia, Dasyuridae. The coding region runs from base 160 to 1545 and encodes 461 amino acids.